Messenger RNA from Chironomus riparius, 979 nucleotides. Lineage: Eukaryota; Metazoa; Arthropoda; Insecta; Diptera; Chironomidae. The record is from the annotation of a GenBank genome assembly.
ACAUGUGUCGUUGUCGACCGAGCGAGACUCCUCAAAGCAUACACUUUUUUUGAAUUGUCUCUCACAACAUACAACUUUUUGCUGUGUCUGUUGAGUUCAUAUUGUGAUUCAUCAGUUGAGACCAUUUUUUAAGGCAUUUAAAGAAAUUAAAAAUGAAAUUGUACGUUGUUGACGAUGGGCCACCUUCUUUAGCCUGCCGCAUGACAUUUAAGUUGCUCAACAUUCCGUUUGAACAAAUCGAAGUCAACUAUAAUGUUGGGGAACAUUUGACUGAGACAUAUGCAAAGCUUAAUCCUCAAAAAGAAAUUCCCGUCUUGGACGAUAAUGGAUUUUUAUUAAGCGAACAUAUUGCCAUAAUGCAGUACAUUUGUGAUAAGUAUGCGCCAGACUCGCAAGCAUAUCCAAAAGAUCCAACAUUACGUGCAUUGGUAAAUCAUCGAUUAUGCUUUAACAUGGCACAUUUCUAUUCAGCUAUUGCGCCUUAUACUUUGGGUACAAUUUAUUUUGAAUAUCCAAGAAAUGCUGUUGGACUUAAGAGAGUCCAUAUGGCAUUAGAGGUCUUUGAAGAGUACUUGAAACGUAUUGGAAAGAAAUAUGUCGUCGCUGAUCAUAUUACAAUUGCCGACUUUCCAUUGGUCACAUCUAUGAUAUGUCUCGAAGGAAUUGCAUUUCCUUAUGACAAAUUUACUCGAGUUAAGACUUGGUACGAAACAUUUAAGCGUGAGAACCCGGAACUGUGGGCAAUCGCUGAAGGAGGUUUGAAAGUUAUUCAAGAGAUUGAAAAGAAUCCACCAGAUUUAAGUAAAUUGGACCAUCCAAUUCAUCCAGUCAGGAAGACAGCAAAGCAUUAAAUGUCAUACAAUAUUACCUGAUCAUCUCAAGUGUUGAUGUAAUAACGUAUUGUUUUCCCAACCAUAGAAUGCUCGUUAAAUAAAAUGAGAUUGCUCGAUAUAUCAGUAAAUGAUCAUGUCAUAAUGCA